This is a messenger RNA of Asterias rubens (European starfish), 15218 nucleotides long. RefSeq lists its product as uncharacterized. The record is from RefSeq and is a predicted model, not a curated record. The transcript has 63 exons. Bases 24 to 13628 code for a protein of 4534 amino acids. Gene Ontology annotation, molecular function: calcium ion binding. Lineage: Eukaryota; Metazoa; Echinodermata; Asteroidea; Forcipulatida; Asteriidae.
ACAACUGUACUGCAAAUCUCUGUAUGAACAAUGGAACGUGUGUGGAUGGUGUGGACACCUUUACCUGUCUAUGUUCAUCUGAUUUCGAUGGAACAUUUUGUGAAGUUGAUAUUGCACCACCUGUGUUAACGAACUGCGUCACAGUGACAGUAAACACAGCAUUAGGCAGCAACAAGGGGGAGUACAAGUAUGAAAGCACACCACCUACCUGUACUGAUAAUGGGGGAGCGACUUCGCUCAUCUACUCAAGGACUUCUACACUUUUUCCCAUUGGUGAUACAACCGUCACCGUUGUAUGUCUUGAUGAAGUCAGUCUUAGUGACGUGUGCAAGUUUACUGUAACUGUGACAGACAAUGAAUCGCCUAGACUGAAAGACUGCCCUAUUGAUCAAGAAGCUUUUGCUGAUUCUACUAAUUAUACCACAGUCAAUUGGACUGCACCCACGGUAGAGGAUAAUUCAAUGGCAAUAAUUGAUCUGACACCUAGCAAUAGUUCCGGAACCAGCUUUCCAGUUGGGACCACUCUAGUCACCUACACAGCUACUGACCCAUCAGGAAAUUCAGACACCUGCUCCUUCAAUGUGACUGUGUAUUUGGAGGACAAUUUGAGUCCUGUUAUUAUAUGUUCACCACCGUCCAUUAACGCUACUGCGGAUUUUGAAUCGAACUCGACUGUAGUCGUGUGGUAUUCACCUAUGGCUACGGACAAUGCUGGAGUGACGCAAAUAACAGUCUCAGAGGCGAGCGGAACUAGAUUCUAUGUUGGAGAAACUGACGUUGUUUUCACAGCAUUUGAUCGAGCUGGAAACAAUGGAUCUUGUACUAUUAAAGUUACUAUAUUAGAUAUACAAGCACCAAUGUUUGGAUAUUGCCCUUGGAACAUCGUCAGAACAACUGAUCCAGGUUCAAAUAGCUCCAUUGUCACUUGGAAAGAGCCUUUUGUCAAUGAAAAUCAUGGUUAUGUGUUGACAUCAACUGCUUCUUCUGGGGUUGCUUUCCCUGUUGGACAAACAACGGUCGUGUACUCAGCCACAGAUAAUUCUAAUCUAAUGGAUUCUUGCAGCUUCAAUGUUACAGUUCUAGAUGACGAGCCUCCAUCAUACAGCUGCCUGAAUAAUAUGGAGGUGUCGACUGACUCUGGUCUAGCCAAUGCUACAGUGAAUUGGAUGGUGCCUCAAGCUACUGAUAAUGUUGAGAUUGUCAAUGAGACUGCUUCACACAUGCCAGGUGUUGUUGUUGAUCUUGGUAAUAACAUCAUGGUGGAGUAUGUAGCGGUUGAUGCUGCAGGUCUGAAUGGUACCUGUAGUUUCAACAUCACCGUGAAAGAUACUGAAGAUCCCGUACUGGUAGGCUGUCCAGCGUCAGUAAAUCCUCUGCUAGCAAUGGGGGCCUCGACAGUCAUUGCGAUGUGGACUGAACCCACAGCAUCAGAUAACUCUGGAUCUGUAACUCUGACUGCCAUCUACAGACCAGGCGUUACACUUGGUAUCGGUACCCAUACUGACACAUACUUUGCUUCAGAUGCAGCUGAAAAUGUGGCUAAGUGUUCAUUCGACAUAGUUGUUGAAGACCAUGAAGAUCCUGUGAUAGCAUCUUGCCCCACUGAUUUGGAAGCUUUCGCUGACCCUGGCACAAAUGUGUCAGUGAGUUGGACUCCACCAACAGCAACAGACAACUCUCUUAGCGUUGACCUCACAUCAAAUUACCAGCCAGGGCAAGAGUUUGAGAAUGGCACCUACAUCGUUGAAUACACUGCUGUUGACAAAUCAGGAAAUACGAUGAUUUGUUCUUUUACCAUCAUCGUCUAUCCAACUGAUACUGAACCACCAGUCAUAACCUGUCCAGUUAAUAUCUCUGUAUCGGCUGACCCAAUGAGCAACUCCACGUCUGUGAGUUGGCCCCAACCAACUUACAUGGACAACUUCAGGUUCGGUAGUGUCAAUGUGACCCAUGAAAAUGGCUCUGUUUUCUUCUUGGGAACUGAGGUGGUGGUGUAUACAGCAUUGGACACAAGCGGAAACAAUGGCUCUUGUUCGUUCUCGGUGACUGUUGAAGAUAUCGAAGCCCCAGUUGUCUUGUCUUGUCCAAAUGGCACUGUGAGCAACACUGAUCCGAAACUUGCAACAGCAAACAUUUCAUGGAUUGAACCCGAGGCCAUGGAUAACUCUGGUUCUGUCACGAGAAGUUCUAGUUAUUCUCCAGGGUAUGGCUUUCCCAUCGGCAGAACUUUGGUGACAUACGUUUUUUCAGAUGCCUCCAACAAUGAAGUAGAGUGUGUCUUCAACGUUACAGUGUUAGACAUGGAGGCCCCAGUCAUUAUGAAUUGUUCAGAGAACCUUUACGCUUUUACUGAUCCUGGUAAACCGUUUGCCACCUUCAGCUUUGAUAACCCCGACAUUUCCGAUAAUUCUGGGAAUUUCACUAUCGUUGAGUCAAGCUCCACAAACUGGGCUGAAUUCCCAGUUGGAUUUACUGAAGUGUUUUACAGAGUGGAGGAUGAGUCAUCCAAUAGAAACGAAUGCAAUUUCACAAUCGAAGUCACAGAUGAUGAACCUCCAACAUUUGCAGCAUGUCCCUCUGUAGAUAUCACCAAUGGUACCCUCCCCGGUGAUUACAGGGGAACGGCUUACUGGAGCUCGGUUCUACCUUCUGACAACGCUAAUGUCACAUACACAAAUUCCAGCCACCAGCCAGGGCAGGUCUUUGAAGUUGGAACGACAGCAGUCGAGUAUGUUGCAAAGGAUGCAGCCGGAGAAGAGGGGUUCUGCAGAUUUAAUGUUGUAAUUGAAGAUGAUGAAAAACCAGUAUUCGCCAACUGCUCUUCUGACAUCUACGUGAAUACAAGUAUAGGAUCUAAUAUGGAGGUAGUUAACUGGACACCUCCCAAAGCAACGGAUAACUCUGGAAUGGUCGUAGUCACUCAAAACGUUCCUGAUGGAGCUUUUUCAAUCGGAGAAACUUCCAUCACAUACAUCGCUGCUGAUGCUGCUAACAAUGUAGAGCGUUGCAUGUUCUUCAUCUUUGUCAGUGAUUAUGAGAAUCCAGUCGUCACUUGUCCUGCAACUGUUGAGGCGUUUGCUGACCGUGGCGCAAACGUAUCCCUUACCUGGUGGGAUUCAAAUCUAGUACAAAGUGCUUCUAAAGUCUUUGAAAUAAACAUUUUAUGUUUGCAGAUUAUGAGAAUCCAGUCGACUUUUGUCCUGCAAAUGUUGAGGCGUUUGCUGACCGUGGCGCAAACGUAUCCCUUACCUGAUUAUGAGAAUCCAGUCGUCACUUGUCCUGCAAAUGUUGAGGCGUUUGCUGACCGUGGCGCAAACGUGUCCCUUACCUGGUCCAUGCCCACCGCCACUGACAACUCUAUGGAAAUGGUCACUAUUGAGUCUACCCAUCCAUCUGGGUUUGAGUUCCUUGUUGGUACAACAGACAUCACAGUCACAGCAACUGAUCCAUCAGGCAACAGUGUCAACUGCACAUUCCAAGCCAUUGUUUAUCCAACAGACAUGCAGGUGCCAGUGAUUAUAUGCCCUUCGAACAUUAAGGUUCCAACAGACCAAGGACUAGAUUCAGCCAAUGUGACGUGGCCAUUGCCACAAUACAUGGACAAUGAAGAGAUUGUUGUGUUUAACGUCAGCAAGCAGAACGCCAGCCUGUUUUAUAUCGGCACUACAGAAGUAUCAUACCUUGUUGUAGAUCGUAAUGGCAACAAUGCCUCCUGUACAUUUAUUGUGGAGGUUAUUGACGAUGAAAGACCUGUUGUCACACAAUGCCCGACUGACGUUGUGAUCAUGAACAAUGAGUCACGAGUCGUUCACUGGUAUCCAGCGGUGUUCAAGGACAACUCUGGGACAGUCAACAUCACAAGUAACUUCAGUCCAGACAUAGAAUUUCCUUUUGGGACAACUUUUGUCAUCUACGAGGGUGUGGAUCCAAGUGGAAAUCGAGCAGUAUGUAAUUUCACCAUCUUUGCAAAUGAUACUGAAGAUCCUGUCGUAGAAAACUGUCCCGAGUCCAUGGAUCUGUACUUGUACGGCAGUCAACCAAAUGCCACAGCAAACUGGACUAGGCUUAACAUCACCGAUAACUCUGAUGCAUUUUCCGUGGAGCAAAACUUUUACUCUUUGGAUAGGUUUCCAACUGGUACCACUGAGGUCGUUAUCACUGUCAGUGAUGGCGCUAACAACACGGCAGAGUGUGUUUUUAAUGUCACUGUAGUAGAUCUCUCGCCUCCAGUCAUUAUGGGUUGCCCAAUGAACAUCAAUGUAACUACCGAUCUUGGUGAAGACUUUGCUAACGUAUCUUGGCGAGCCCCACAAGCUUUUGAUAAUGUAGAGCUGGUAUCACUAUCAGUAUCUCAAGGACCAGGAACCCAGUUCCCUGUUGGUAUUACAUCUGUGUUGUAUACAGCUGUAGAUGCAGCCAACUUAAGAGAUGACUGUUCCUUCAAUGUUACAGUAGUGGAUAAUGAGAAGCCUCGUUUUGUCCGCUGCCCAAGGAGCCGUAAAGUACCCAAUGAUCCCGGAAGCAACAAUGCUUCGGUCAACUUCACUGUUGAAGUUAUGGACAACGUGAAUGUGACAAACCUUGAUUUCAAUUAUGAACCUAAUGACGAGUUUCUGUUUGGAGUGACAACGGUGGUUUACACAGCAACAGAUGCUGCCGGAAACCAACAAACUUGUACAUUUGACGUUGAGGUGGAAGAUGUUGAAGGUCCAGUUUAUGAGAACUGCCUGCCGAACGUGACGGCUACAACUGCACUAGGAAGUGAUGUAGCUUCUGUGAGUUGGGUGGAGCCUACAGUGAUUGAUAACAGUGGAGUAAUGAUAUCAGCUGGAAGCAACAAACGCCCAGGAGAUGAAUUUGGCAUUGGCUCAACAACGGUGACCUACGUUGCUCUUGAUGAUGAGGGAAACUCAGGACGGUGUGAAUUUGAGGUCAUCGUCACUGAUGAUGAACCUCCUACGUUCCUGAACUGUUCCAUGGACAUUGAUGUUGAGAUUAUGGAUCCGGGCGUCAACACAACCGUUGUCAACUGGACCAUCCCAGUAGCGUCUGAUAACUCUAAGUCUGUUGUGGUGACUCCAUUGACUGAAGAGCCUGGAGUGUUCUCUGUUGGUACAACACUCAUUGUCUACAGUGCCUCAGAUCCUUCAGGAAACACUGCCAACUGCUCCUUUAAUGUUAUCGUCCGACCGUACGUACCAGAAGAGCUGAGGAUAGUCUGUCCAGACGACGUGUCCUUUGAGACUGAUGGCCCCUCGUCCAACGGCUCGACUGUGUUCUGGACUCCCCCAAUGUACAAUGGCACUGUAAUGGAAAAGGUUGAAUCCAACUAUGCCAACAAUAGCUACCUGGAGGUUGGACAAUACUUGGUUGUAUACAAUGCUACUGCCCGAGAUGGAAGAGUCACAUCCUGUGACUUCUACGUUUCUGUUAUAGAUGUACAUCCCCCAGUCAUCAUGGGUUGCCCAAUGGACAUCAAUGUAACUACCGAUCUUGGUGAAGACUUUGCUAACAUAUCAUGGACAACUCCUCAAGCAUUUGAUAGUGUAGAGCUGGUAUCACUAUCAGCAUCUCAAGAACCAGGAACUGAGUUCCCUGUUGGCAGUACAGUUGUGAUGUAUACAGCUAUAGAUGCUGCUAACAUCACAGACAGAGACAACUGUUCCUUCAAUGUUCUAGUAGUGGAUGAUGAGGAUCCAGUAUUUUCCAUCUGCCCAUCAAACAUGAAGGAACCCAACGAUCCCGGACGCUACAACGCCUCUGUCAACUUCACUGUUGAAGCUAUGGACAACGUGAAUGUGACAAACAUUGAUGCCAAUUAUAGACCUAAUGAUGAGUUUCCAGUGGGAGUGACAACAGUGGUUUACAGAGCAACAGAUGCUGCCGGAAACCAACAAACUUGUACAUUUGACAUUGAGGUGGAAGAUGUUGAAGGUCCAGUUUAUGAGAACUGCCUGCCGAACGUGACGGCUACAACUGCACUAGGAAGUGCUGUAGCUUCUGUGAGUUGGGCGGUGCCUACAGUGAUUGAUAACAGUGGAGUAAUGAUAUCAGCAGGAAGCAGCCAACGACCAGGGGAUGAAUUUGGCAUUGGCUCAACAACGGUGUCCUACGUGGCUGUUGAUGGCGCCGGAAACUCAGGAAUAUGUGAAUUUGAGGUCAUCGUUACUGAUGAUGAAGACCCCAUAUUUACGAUGUGUUCGUCGAACUUGGAGGCUAUCAUACCCACGCCAGGUGUUAACACCACAUUCGUCAACUGGACCAUCCCAGUAGCUUCUGAUAACUCUAAGUCUGUUGUGGUGACUCCAUUGACUGAAGAGCCUGGAGUGUUCUCUGUUGGUACAACCCUCAUUGUCUACAGUGCCUCAGAUCCUUCAGGAAACACGGUCAACUGCUCCUUCAGUGUCACCGUCUUCCCCCAUGAGUUGUUGGAUCUGGUCAUUGCCUGUCCAGCUGAUAUGGACUUUGACACUGACCCCUCGUCCAACAGCACCGUUGUGUUCUGGCCUCCCCCGAUGUACAAUGGCACGGUAAUGGACCUAGUUGAAUCCAACUAUGCCAACAAUAGUCGGCUGGAGGUUGGACAAUACUUGGUGGUAUACAAUGCAACUGCUCAAGAUGGAAGAAACACGUCCUGCGACUUCUACAUUUCAGUUAUAGAUAGGGAGAGUCCAGUCAUCAUGAACUGUCCCAUGGAUAUCGGCCAGUCGACAGACCAAGGCAGGGAUACAGCAAUUGUUAGUUGGGGUGCAGUGUCAGCUCAAGACAACGUCGGUGUUUCGACGUUUACCUCAAACCACCAGAUUAAUGACAGUUUCUCCAUUGGUGUAACCACUGUGCGCUAUUAUAGUGCUGAUUUGGCUAGCAACUCCGACACCUGUGUAUUCAAUGUGACAGUCUAUGAUGAUGAGGAUCCGAUGUUCACUUUCUGCCCAUCUAACAUGGAGGCAAAGACUGAUGCUAACGGCACCUGGGUAGCUCCUACUUGGGAUUACCCAAAUGCUACAGACAAUUCCGGUUCGGUAUCCAUCACUACACACUAUGCAGGAGAAAUGUUCCAACUUGGAACGGUUAACACUAUUACAUAUAAUGCUACGGAUGAGGCUGGCAAUACUGUGUUCUGUGUCUUCAAUGCGACUAUUAUAGAUGGCACCCCUCCAACGAUAUCCAACUGUCCUGGUGACCUGGCUGUACCCACCGACCAAAGCGUGUCCACUGCUCAAGUCAACUGGACUGAGCCAACAGCUGUUGAUAAUGGUCAAUUGAUCAGUUUGGACUCUGACAUAGCAUCAGGAAGUAUCUUCAAUCUUGGUUCAACUGUAGUGACUUACACAGCAGUGGAUUCAGUGGGACUCGUGUCAACUUGCCAGUUUAACGUCACUGUUGCAGACAAAGAAGAGCCAGUGUCUGCCGACUGCCCAGUCAAUGUCAUCGGUGGCACCACUCUAGGUCAGAGCACAGGGAGUCCCUUCUGGAUUGCCCCAACUUUCACUGACAAUGUCGGUGUUGUCAACUCAUCCUCCAACUACCAACCCAUGGACAAUUUACCCAUCGGAACAACGACAGUGGUCUACACUGCUGUAGAUGCCGCAGGCAACAUUGGGAACUGUACUUUUGAUGCCAUGAUUACGGAUGCUGAGGAUCCGAUGUUCACUUUCUGCCCAUCUAACAUGGAGGCCAAGACUGAUGCUAACGGCACCUGGGUAGCUCCUACUUGGGAUUACCCAAAUGCUACAGACAAUUCCGGUUCAGUAUCCAUCACUACACACUAUGCAGGAGAAAUGUUCCAACUUGGAACGGUUAACGCUAUUACAUAUAACGCUACGGAUGAGGCUGGCAAUACCGUGUUCUGUGUCUUCAAUGCGACUAUUAUAGAUGGCACCCCUCCAACGAUAUCCAACUGUCCUGGUGACCUGGUUGUACCCACCGACCAAGGCGUGUCCACUGCUCAAGUCAACUGGACUGAGCCUACAGCUGUUGAUAAUGAUCAAAUGUUCAGUUUUGACUCUGACAUAGCAUCAGGAAGUAUCUUCAAUCUUGGUUCAACCGUAGUGACUUACACAGCAGUGGAUUCAGUGGGACUCAUGUCAACUUGCCAGUUUAACGUCACUGUUGCGGACAAAGAAGAGCCAGUGUCUGCCGACUGCCCAGUCAAUGUCAUCGGUGGCGCCACUCUAGGUCAGAGCACAGGGAGUCCCUUCUGGAUUGCCCCAACUUUCACUGACAAUGUCGGUGUUGUCAACUCAUCCUCCAACUACCAACCCAUGGACAAUUUACCCAUCGGAACGACAACAGUGGUCUACACUGCUGUAGAUGCCGCAGGCAACAUUGGGAACUGUACCUUUGAUGCCAUGAUUACGGAUUCUGAAGAACCAGUUUUCAUAGCGUGUCCUGGUGAUAUGCAAUUAAGCACAAUGGAAAAUGGUUCCUUUGUUUCCCUCACCCUGGACCUUCUGAAUGCUACGGACAACUCGGGUAUUGUGACGGUGACACACGAUUACGAUGGAGUACCUCUCGCACUUGGCUCCAUCACGCUGGUCACAUUUACUGCGGUGGAUCCGUCUGGUAACUUGGGAAUGUGCUCCUUAAAUGUAUCUGUUGCUGAUGGCACCCCUCCAGCGAUAUCCAACUGUCCUGGUGACCUGGCUGUACCCACCGACCAAGGCGUGUCCACUGCUCAAGUCAACUGGACUGAGCCCACAGCUGUUGAUAAUGGUCAAUUGAUCAGUUUGGACUCUGACAUAGCAUCAGGAAGUACCUUCAAUCUUGGUUCAACUGUAGUGACUUACACAGCAGUGGAUUCAGUGGGACUCAUGUCAACUUGCCAGUUUAACGUCACUGUUGCGGAUCAAGAGGUCCCAGUCGUAGAGGGUUGUCCACCACGCGUGAUCGGGAGCAGCAGCCCAGGCCUAGAUACAGGCACAAUGUUCUGGAUAUCACCAACAGCAAGUGACAAUGUCGGCGUGACUAGCUUCGUAUCCAACUACGUACCCAUGGGUAUAUUCCCCAUUGGUACUACUGUAGUAGUUUACACUGCCACGGAUGCUGCAGGCAACACUGCCAACUGUUCAUUUGAUGCCUUAAUAAUGGAUAGCGAAGCACCAGUCUUCUCCUUCUGUCCAGAGGGAAUAAACUUUGCCACGGGGACCAACGGUUCCUAUGCUAUUCCGACAUGGCCGAUGCCGAACGUUACCGACAACUCGGGUGAUGUGACGUUGACCAGCGAUUACUCCGAUGAACCUCUGGCUGUUGGCUCUACGACCCUCAUCACAUACACUGCACUAGACCCAUCCAGUAACAUGCAGACUUGCUCCUUCAAUGUUAACAUCACUGAUGGAACGCCACCAGAGGUUUUGAACUGCCCAUCUGACAUUAGUGUCCCGAAUCAACUGACCACAGCUUCCGGCCAAGGGAACUGGAGUGAACCUACGCCCAGGGACAAUGUCGGUGUGAUCACCUUUGAAAGUGACUACAAUUCAGGGGACCUAUUUGACAUUGGGUUGACUGAGGUUACCUACACUGCAACAGACGCUGUGGGGCUGUCCACCAUUUGUCAGUUUAACGUCACUGUUGAAGAUAUUGAGGCCCCAACCAUAACAAAUUGUCCAGGCAACUUGUUUGGUUCAACACCACUUGGCCAGUCCACCUCUCAGGUGUUUUGGAUUAACCCGCGAACAUCCGAUAACUCAAUGGCUACUCUGGAUGUGGAGUCCAACUUCAGCCCCAGUGAUCCGUUUCCAAUUGGUACCACAACUGUGGUUUAUACAGUGACUGACCCAAGUGGAAACUCGGAUAACUGCUCCUUUAAUGUCCAGGUUACUGAUUCUGAGCAACCAGAGUUCUCCUUCUGUCCCGAUGACCUGAGUUUGGAACUUGAUAACGUUGGGGACUCCUCCGUCAUCCCGACUUGGCCGGUACCCGUGGCUACGGACAAUUCUGGCACAGCGACUCUCACUACAGACUACGACGGCAGAGCUUUUGAUGUGGAUACAACCACCAUUGUAACAUACACUGCAACCGAUCCAACUGGAAAUGUCAGAGAAUGUGUGUUUUCAGUUACGAUUAACAAUACAGCAAGUUUCAGGAUACGCGGUUGCCCAGAAGACAUCAUAGUAUCAACCUCCUUGGGGUUGCCAACCGGAGUUGGAAAUUGGACAGCGCCGACAGCUACUGAUGACGGAACUGUAGUCAACUUAACCACCAACUAUGAGCCUCUUUCCAUAUUCAAUUUGGGUGUCACAGAAGUUAACUACACUGCAGUUAAUGACAUGGGUUUGCAGGCAGAAUGCCUGUUUAAUGUCACAGUUAUAGAUACGGAGGAUCCUGUCUUUACGAGCUGUCCCGUGUCUUUCAUCACAUACGCGCCUGCCGGCAGUCCUAUUAUAGUAAACUUUCCAGCGUGGACGAACCCAACAUAUUCAGAUAAUACAGACCAAAUCCAUAUUGAUUUGUCACCUCUCACUGCCCUCACCAUGGGCCUUCAGUUGGGAACAACUACAAUUACAUAUACAGCAUCAGAUGCAGCUGGAAACCAAGCCUUUUGUAUCUUUGAUUUUACUUUAUUGGAUAGAGCAGCUUUCAGGAUACGCGGUUGCCCAGAAGACAUCAUAGUAUCAACCUCCUUGGGGUUGCCAACCGGAGUUGGAAAUUGGACAGCGCCGACAGCCCCUGAUGACGGAACUGUAGUCAACUUAACCACCAACUAUGAGCCUCUUUCCAUAUUCGAUUUGGGCGUCACAGAAGUUAACUACACUGCAGUUAAUGACUUUGAUGUGAAGGCAGAAUGCCUGUUUAAUGUCACAGUUAUAGAUACAAUGAAGCCGGUGAUUGCAGAUUGUCCUAUAGACAUAGUGAAGAAUACCACUGGUAGUAGUGAACUAGUGGACUGGACUCCGCCCACAGCUAGCGACAAUGUUGCCAUAAUCAAUGAGUCCUACAGUCAUCUUCCCAAUACAAGCUUUGCAGUGGGAAGUCUAACCACAGUAAUGUACACCUAUGAAGAUGCUGCGGGUAACCAGGCUGUUUGUCGAUUCGUCAUCAUUGUACAAAAUACGAGUGAACCAGUUGAUCGACCACCAACGUUCAAUUCCUGUCCAUCCAACAUGUUUGUAAACACCACACUGAAUGAGGACUUUGCAGUGGUGACAUGGCCCGUUCCAAUGGCUGUGGAUGACAAUGGCUCACCCAUCGUCGUUGAACAGAAUGGAUAUAACACAGGAAGACGCUUUAAUAUUGGGCAGUGGAUGGUCAUGUAUGUGGCCACUGAUUCCAUUGGGCAGACUGCCUCAUGUGAUUUUAGUGUCACCGUUACAGAUAACGAAAAGCCGGUGAUCCAAAAUUGCCCUGCUGACAUCACUCGGGUGACGACAGCAGGCUCUAUGGUUGCUGUGAGCUGGAAUCCACCUUCCUCAUCGGAUAACUCCGGGGAAUACAGCAUGACGGUGAAUGAUAAUCACGUAUCUGGAGAUGCAUUCGCUAUUGGGGUGUACAACGUCAUCUACACAGCUAUGGAUCCAAGCGGAAAUGCAGAGACUUGUGUGUUUGUCAUUACCAUUGAGGAGGAUAUGCCUCCUGAGUUUGCCUCGUGUCCUCAGAGUACCACAGUUAGCACUGACCCAGGAGAGGCCUUUGCAACGGUUGGCUUCACUUACCCAAAUCCAACAGACGACCGAAGCACCCCAAUCCUGAUGGGGUCUCAUGCACCAGGCACGCAGUUCCCUCUCGGCGACACUGAAGUUGUAUACACAGCUUAUGAUUCCGCCGGGCAAUCGACAGAGUGUGUGUUUGUCAUUACUGUGGAAGAUCGUGGUGAUCCAAUCGUCAUGAACUGCCCAACAGAUAUCACCAUCUACGUGCUGUCAGCAAGUUCUGAAGCCGCAGCAUUCUGGACCCUUCCGACUGCGAAUGACACAAGUGCUGUUACAUUGAGUUCCAACAAAGACCCUGGGGAUCUGUUUGGGUCUGGUACAACCAAGGUGACCUAUACAGCUACCGAUGCUGCUGGCAAUGAAGACAGCUGCUCUUUCUCAGUAACUGUCCAAGAAACAAAUCCGACCUAUGAAACUGAUGGUACUGUUGAGCUAGUCAGGAUUGCAAACACUAGUUCCUCAUCUUUUACAGAAAGCUUUGUGGAUGCAGCAAUCGACGGCUUGAUAGAAGACUUGGACAAAUUGUUUCGACUGAGUUCUGUGGCUGCAAACUUCAUUGGAAUCACUCUGGAUACUGCCAACCUAUCUAACGACAACAAAGCAACCGUAAAGUUUAUCAUUUCUUUCAUUGGAUCUCCACCACCGAAUGAUACUGACAUAGUUAAUGCAUUCACGUCUUCUCUGACCGGUGUCUCCACCAACCAGUUUGAUACAGGCAAUGCUGUUACAGUGGGUUCAUUCUUGUUGAGCCAGCAAGACUGUCGACAAAUACCUUGUCAGAAUGACGGCACAUGUGCACUUCAAGGAAGCUCAUAUACCUGCUCGUGUACUGCUUCCUGGUCUGGUGACACUUGUGAACAAGAUGUUGAUGAGUGUCUUACCACUCCUUGUGCAUCGGACCGUGUAUGUAUCAACACAUUGGGUAGUUACAUCUGUGGCUGUGCUUCCGGAUUCUUCCUGGUUGGUGACUCCUGUAUUUCCGUGUCCCAGUUCAGUGGUUCAUUUGCAAUCACUCGUAUCGGCGCUCAAACGGCAGUUUUUAGUGCUGCUUUGGAGGAUGCAUCUACCCAGGAAUACCAGAGUGUUGUCAGUGACGUCACAGCAGUGCUGGAUGGAAUUUUCUCAACUGAGCCGUCCUUCAUAGAAUCUCAAGUCCUGGGCAUGUCCAGUGGCAGCAUCAUGGUGGAAUACCUCCUCAUCUUUGCCUCGGAUACCGAGUUGAACGAAGAUGCGGUUACCAAGCAGAUGAGCGCCAGCGUGUCCGGUGAUGGGGAGAUGGCCAAUAGUGAUAUCUACAUCAGACCAUCCUCACUCACUGUUGCUAUUGAAAUUUGUCCAUCUGGCUUCUGCAAAAAUAGUGGAACUUGUUCACCGGACCCUGUAACGUAUGAAAGUACAUGCACGUGUUCCAGUCCUUACUCUGGAGACCGCUGCGAGAUCACUGAUGUCUGGUCACCGAUCGUCAUUGCCAUGGUAGCAACCGCUGGGGUGCUCAGCAUUGUCCUGAUUGCUCUCUUCUUUGUCUGUUGCUUCUUCCUCGGCAAACGUCUUGACGAAAAAGAACCCAAGUACCCAGGUAUCUACGACAUUGAGCAGCGUGACUCGUACAACUCGUCACUUCCAUCCAAGAAGCAAAGCCGAUCGUCAAAUGCUCCACCGUCUCAGCCAUCUGGACGUAGGAUCCAGACGAGCUUUGCCACUUCAGUUGAUCUUGAUGCAGGGAACUACAGACAAAAUGACGAUGACUUGGCCGAUGUUUCGUUUGUUAACCACGUCUUUGACAUUCAGAAUGAUGAGUCGGCUCACGUCCCACAUCUUCAUCAUGGCCUUCAGGAGCAAACUUUGGGCUACACAGACGAUGUGCCUCGUGACUACCCAAUGGCAACAUUUAUGCGCCCUUACAUUGCAACAGGACAAGAAGCCUCUGAGCAGUUUCAUGCUACCCAGGGUAGGCGACACAUUGACGCCGACUACUUCUAGAUGGUUUUGCCAAACGCCACUAUUAAAAACAAUUACCUCACAACUCCCUACAUUUUGUUUCAACACAAAGACCAGACUAAAAUAACAACUUCCACCAAAUUAGAAAUCUUACCGUACUAAAGAUUACACAAGGUCUGCAUGAACCAUUGUAGAGGCAAACCAAUGGGCCAUAUUUUUGACCGCGUGAGGGCGUUCGGGGGUAUAUUCAUUCGUACCCAAAACAGAUAUGAAAGACCGGAACACAUUAACAACACAGACAUCUAAUCCAUCAAGAACAAUAAGACAUUUGAAGGAGCCGAUACAACCCACCUCUAAAGCAACUUCAAACUACAGCGCAACAAACGUGACAGAACGCCUAUUAAAACUGUGCAGGACUAAACGCGUUUACCCCCGGAAGUGAUAAGAAUACCACUGAGAGCGCCCUCAUGCGGUCAAAAAUUUGGCGCAUUAUAAGUACUAACCAACUGAAAUCAUCUUUAAUUUCAGUUAUUUCUUUUUUCUUAAAUCUAUUCAGGAAUAUAUAUUUUUUUAAUCUUCUGAAGGUGUUUUAAAGGUGUAAUUUUUUAUACAAGUUUUUUACUAAUCAAUGUUCUAUUUAUGGUAGUUCAGCUGUAGAUAUUGUCCAACAAUUAAAAUUUUUAGAAUUGUUGUUUUAUGUUAUUUUUUUAUGUACCCAGAGGUUGCGUAACUUUUGUGAUUAUUUUAAUCUAAUUUUAUUUUAUUUUAUUGUAAUCAAGUGUAGUUUUGAUGGGAACUGGUUCUUGGUUGAGCAAGCGUAACUGAAAGUUCACCGUAAAAAAAAGAUAGAACCAAAUGAGUCAAACUUCUGUCUGCCGUGUGUGUAAUGUCUCCUUUUUAAUGUCUCAUCUGACAAAAGAUUUCUGUUAAAAUGAAAAUUGGCUUUGAAAUGAAGAUUAGACGUGACUUAGGGUCCAAUCACAAUUAUCAACAUUUUCACAAGCGUACAAACCAUACACUUGGAGAGAGGGGGUAAUGCCUGCCGUACGCUUUUGUUUUCCUUUAAACAACUAUGUCGAACUUUUUUUGCACCGUUAGAUAAUACGCUUUGUUUUCCCUUUCAAUGGUCGGAUAAACUACGUCUUGUAUACAUGAUCUGUAUUCUUUAUAUUUUUCUUUUGUAAUCUGUGAUCGUAAUAAACAUGGUUUGCAUGUAAUUCACAACCAAGUAUCUCUAUCUACAUGUACAAUAGUGGGAAAACAACAUCAACUUUUUUCUUUGUGUACUUUUGUGAAAAUGUUGAUAAUUGUGUAUGGCCCCUUUUGCUACAAUUAUUUGUCCAUUGGUUCUAAUGUAAUUGGACAUAAUGCAGAUAAGUGAGGAUCUCGUCGAUUUUGAUUGUCUUAUUUUGAGCCAAUUGCGUUUUUUAAGUUAUUUUAUUUUGUAUAGAAUGGACAACUACUGCAAAGAAAAAAAAACCUGUUAAAUGUUUUUUAUCGCGACUGUACUGUUGACUAGUCUUUUUAAAUGAUAACCCACCCAUAUGUAUACAAUUAACACCAAAUAAUCAUCUCUAAAUUAUUUCAUUUUUCAGAUGGGACAAACAAAUUAAAUAAAGUUAAUAAGAAGAA